Messenger RNA from Cotesia glomerata, 1050 nucleotides. Its product is annotated as GPN-loop GTPase 3. The transcript is spliced from 3 exons. Gene Ontology annotation, molecular function: GTPase activity. Bases 178 to 1002 code for a protein of 274 amino acids. The record is from RefSeq and is a predicted model, not a curated record. NCBI's taxonomy places the organism in Eukaryota, Metazoa, Arthropoda, Insecta, Hymenoptera, Braconidae.
UUAGGAUGGAGUUACUGUAUAACUUUGCAAUUGCGGUUCAAAGUUUAGUCAGAUGGCGUAAAUUAAUUAUUUGUAAUUUAUCACGCUGUGCAUACAAACGUUAAUAUUUUGUUAAUAAUAAAGAAAUAUAUUUGAACAAUUUUUAAUAAUAGUGAAAAAAUAAGUAAAUAAAUAAAAAUGAGGUACGGACAAUUGGUUAUGGGACCGGCAGGCUCUGGCAAGUCAACAUACUGUCAAGCGAUGCAAAAACACGCUGCUGAUGAAAACAAAACAAUCCACGUGGUUAACUUAGAUCCGGCAGCUGAAUAUUUUGAUUAUGAACCACUUGUCGACAUUAGAGAGCUGAUAAGUGUUGAUGAUGCUAUGGAAGAUGAAGAAUUUAAAUUUGGUCCUAAUGGUGGACUUAUUUUUUGUAUGGAAUAUUUAGUCGAAAAUUCACAAUGGUUAGCUGACGAAUUAGGUGAUAUUGAUGGUGACUACAUAAUAUUCGAUUGUCCAGGACAACUAGAGCUCUACAGUCACAUGUCAGUCAUCAAAAAAUUGAUCGGGAUGUUAGAAGCGAUAAACUUUCGACUCUGUGGAAUAUUUCUCCUCGACAGCCAGUUUAUGGUGGAUUCAGCUAAAUUUUUGUCUGGCACUAUGGCAGCACUCAGCGUGAUGGUAAACCUCGAGAUUCCUCACUUAAGUAUUCUCAGUAAAACGGAUUUGCUGUCAAAGAAAGACAAGAAACAGCUGGACAGAUAUUUAGAACCAGAUCCAUAUUUUCUUCUCGCUGACAUGGAAGAGGAUUCUUGGAACCAAAAGUAUUGUCGUCUCACAAAUGCCAUCGGUGAGCUCAUUGAUAGCUAUAGUCUAGUAAGAUUUAUUCCUCUGGACAUCACCGAUGACGAAAGUAUUUCAGACGUCAGAAUUACUAUUGACAACGCCAUACAGUUUGGCGAGGAUGAGGAUGUUAAAACCCAAGAUUUCGGUCCACAAGAUGAAGAAAAUGAAGAUGAUUAAUUUUUGUAUUUUUUAUAUUUAAAUAAAUAAUUAUUUUUGCUAGCAAAA